Molecule: messenger RNA, 1137 nt
Organism: Caenorhabditis remanei
Lineage: Eukaryota; Metazoa; Nematoda; Chromadorea; Rhabditida; Rhabditidae
Exons: 5
Coding region: 1-1137 (378 amino acids)
Source: RefSeq, a predicted model, not a curated record
AUGAAAUUGCUCAGCUUCUUGUUGUUUGGAUUCUUCGCUGUCGUCAAGUUGAAUGGUUUGGAUAUUGACGAGCAAGAUUAUUUGAUUGAGCAACUGAAUGAUAUCAGAAGAGACGUUGCGAGGUUAUACAAUAUCGAGAACAUGCAGAAACUGAUGUGGAGCAAACGACUUCAAAACGAGGCUGACCAACUAGAUAUCCAGAAAAUGCCUGUCAACCCACCUUGGCGAUACGUGUUCUAUAAGAAUUAUACAGAAAAGAAAGACGAACGUGAUCUGACCGAUUCAAUUAUUGCCAAUUCGGAACACCUGAAUCCACAACAGAAUGAAAUCGCGUGUGCUAAGAAGAACGGUCAGAAUUUUACGGUGAUUUGCUUACUUGGGCCACAGAAUUCCCUAUCAAAAAUAACAAAGUACCAGCGAGGCCAAGCGAAAUGCACAGGCCAAUUAAAAGUGGAGUGGAGAACCGGGCAUUUGUGUACAACUCCAGAUUUUACUGAGUCCUGGAUAUUGAUGUAUAUAAGUGAGCUGAAUGACAGAAGAAAAAUGGUUGCGAGAACUAAGAACAUAACGAAUAUGCAGAAUUUGGUCUGGAACAAAGAGCUCAACGAUGCUGCAUGGGAUUUCUUGUGGCCCAGUCGAAAUCCCAACGAUGAAUUGCCAAAAGAUCGAAAAUGGCGACUGACGGGGUUCGAUAACCUUGCCGCGGGAUUGGUUUAUAAUCCAACUAGCAAUCGGGUGGCGUCUUUCAACACGACGGAUGGAAAAGAAGUGACGUUCCGUUUGGAUGAGGAACAUUUCAACCCCCUGCAAAGUAAGAUCGCGUGUUUAUAUCGGCCAAAAUUAAGAAAAAAUACGAAUUACUGGUGUUUGUUGGGUCCAGAGGAUUCGGAUGCUGGGAUUGCUCCGCCACCGACGACUCAAGCUCCACUAGAUGCUCAGGUCACAACUCCCCCGACGGUCUCUACAGUAACCUCCUCUGCUACUUCUCGCCCAAUGCGUACAAGGUAUACAACUGAGAAAAUCACACCGGAGCCGCCACCAACGCAACCGAAAGAACUGGAGGAAUAUGAGGAGCAGGAUGGGGAUGAGUAUGAUGAGGACUUCCCGACUGGCAAACCUUAUCACUAUGAUUUUUGA